Molecule: messenger RNA, 730 nt
Organism: Perca flavescens (yellow perch)
Lineage: Eukaryota; Metazoa; Chordata; Actinopteri; Perciformes; Percidae
Product: mucin-5AC-like
Exons: 6
Coding region: 170-637 (155 amino acids)
Cellular component (GO): extracellular matrix
Source: RefSeq, a predicted model, not a curated record
ACCAUCACACCAUCAAAAACAUAAUUAUGAAGCUGGAGGGUUCAGUAGUGGAGCUCUCAGAGGGCUCAGUGGUUAUCGAUGGAAAACCGUGAGUUUUUGCUAAAAACCCUAAACGGAAAGGGUUGUGUCCGAUUAAACGAGUGCUCCUGCAGCUACAACAGCAAGAUCUAUGGACUGGGGGAGUCCUACUCCAGUAACUGCAAAAAAAUGUGUGUGUGCUGACAGUGUGUGUGCGAGUGGCCAGUGGACGUGUAUGGAGGAGAACUGUCCAGGAACCUGUUCUGUGGAGGGAGGAGCCCACAUCAACACCUUCGAUGAAAAAGUCUACACCUUCGAUGGGGACUGCUCCUAUGUGCUGGCUAAGGACUACAGUGGAUCCCAGUUUGUGGUACAAGGAGAACUGGAGCAGUGUGGACUGACUGAGAGUGAGACCUGCCUCAAGUCUGUUACCUUGGGUUUGUCUGGAGGGGUUAAUGUGAUCAAAAUCCAGUCCAAUGGCAAGGUUUUUGUGAAUGGCAUCUACGCUCAAUUACCCUUCUCUGCUGCUGGGAUCUCCGCCUUCAGAGGGUCCUCUUACUACCUGCUGGUGCAAAAGUCUGUUGGCUCCAGCCAGUCAUGCAGCUCUACGUCAAAGUGACCAGUGAGAAGUAUGCCCAUCACUGGUGCUCCAUGCUGAGUGACCCUCAGGGAGUGUUUGCCUCCUGUCACUCAGAGAUCAGCCCUGACUCGU